AAGAGAAUAAUACUCAAUACUCAGAAAUACUCAUGCAAAGGCUUUGAUAUAUAUAUUUGAUAAAUAGUAACAAUGAUGGAUUGAUAAAACAAAGAAGCAUUAGAAUGGACAAUCAUCACAUUAAACCACUGUCUAAUGCUUGUCUUACAUGAAUUACCACAGAGGAAAAAGCUGCUCAGAAAUGUGUCUCUGUGCUUUUCAAAGCUUAAAUAUUCAAUAUUUAAAGUAGCAACCAAAAAUACAUGAAAGAUAAAAAGUCAAAUCUUGGUAAAAAACAUGAUGUUUAUAUUGUAAUAGUGACAUUGUCCCUUAAGUCUUGUUGUUGAUUGUUCAAGAUUCAAAUGUAAUGGGGCGGAGCUCUUUACAAACACUUUCUGGUGUUACUGGUCUGUGAUUGGCUGCUGCAGCGGGGGAAGUGGUGCCUGAACCGGAUAAAAAGGAGCAAAGUCAAGCAACAACACAACACCAGGGAAGAAGAGGUGAACUCUGCUUUCCAUCCACAGCAAAAUGGCUGCAAAGGACCUGGGAAUAGACCAAGAGCUCUUCAGCUGCUCCAUCUGCCUGGAUUUACUGAAGAUUCCAGUCACUAUUCCCUGUGGUCACAGCUACUGCAUGAUCUGUAUUAACACUCACUGGAAUGAAGAGGUGGGGAAACAGAGCUACAGCUGCCCUCAGUGCAGACAGAGCUUCAGUCAGAGACCUGUCCUGGUGAAAAACACCAUGUUGGCUCUUUUAAUGGAGGGACUUAAGAAGAGUGGACCUCCAGCUGCUCCAGUGUCACACUGCUCUGCUGCUCAUGGAGAUGUGUCCUGUGAUUUGUGUUCUGGGAGCAAAGUGAAAGCUGUGAAAUCCUGUCUUCAGUGUCUGGUCUCUUACUGUAAAGAGCAUCUUCAGCCUCAUUAUGACGUGGCAGCAUUAAAGAAGCACAAACUGGUGGAGCCCACUGAGAAUCUCCAAGACAACAUGUGCUCCCAACACGAUGAGGUGAUGAAGAUGUUCUGUCGCACUGACCAGCGGUGCAUCUGUUACCUCUGCUCUGUGGAAGGACACAAAGGUCACGACACAGUGAUGGCUGCAGCAGAGAGGACUGAGAAGCAGAGAGAGCUGGACAACAUCAGAGAGAAAAUCAUCCAUAGAAUUGUCAACACAGAGAAAAAUGUGACCAGUCUUGAACGUGACGGGAAGACUAUCCAAAAUUGUGCCAACGCAGCUGUGGAUUCCAGUGACCAAGGCCUCAGUGAGUUGAUCGGCCUCCUUGAAAAAAGAAUAAGUGAAAUGAAGAAGCAGAUCAGAUCUCAACAAGAAGCUGAGGAGCACAAAGUCAAAGAGCUUCAGGACAAACUGCAACAGGAAAUCACCGAGCUGAAGAAGAUCCACUCUGAACUGGACUCACUCUCACACACUGAAGACCACCUCCAGUUUUUACGCAAGUUUACAUCUAUUUCUAAAGUCAGUAAAAGUUCAAAGUCCUCCUACACCAGCAGGAGCACUCCACCUUUUCAGGACAUGGUAUCAGCUGCUCUAUCAGACCUGAAAAACAAACUGUCAGAGUCCUGUCAGUUAAAACCUCCCACUGUGGCUCACAACCAAAAAGUGAAUCCUCCUAAAAGAGACAAUCGUCCUGCUGCAGUUCAGGGGAGCGUCCCAUCACAACAGAACACUGCAGUGAACAGACCAACUUCCAUUCCACAGCCUCUUCAACCAAACACCUCCUUUGUGCCAGAUUUUUAUGCCAUGACAAAAUAUCCAUGGGAUCCACAGAGUCUCAAUGACAAUUUGCUGCUGUCAGAUAACAACUUUUGUGUUAGACGCAUGGCAUACAAACAGAACCACCGACAUCACCCAGCAAGAUUCACAGACGUCCCUCAGGCUGUGAGCAAAGAGACUCUGGAUGAUUGCUCUUUCUGGGAGGUGUCACUUCGUCGUGAUAACGUCAUUACAUUUGGAGUUGCUUACAAAGACAUACGCAGAAAUGGGUCAGACUCAGACUCAGACAAUUGUUCCUUUGGAAAGAACAACCAGUCUUGGGCACUGGAGUGUUUCCAGCGUGGACAACGCUGUGUGUUUUGGCACAAUGGAAAAGGAGUUGAGAUUCAAAAGGGAGUUUUUAAUUUGUGUGUCUUUGUGGAUCCCAGAGCUGGUAUUUUGUCUUUCUAUAGAAGGUCUUUCUGUGACAGUAGUGCAGGAGAUCACAUCUACACACUCAGGACCACCUUCACACAGCCUCUUGUCGCUGGGGUACGACUUGAUGAUGUCAACAGCUCAGCUGAACUUAGAUGGUGUUAUAAAAAUGAAAAUUGAUGUCAUUUCCACCUG
This is a messenger RNA of Boleophthalmus pectinirostris (great blue-spotted mudskipper), 2316 nucleotides long. Its product is annotated as E3 ubiquitin/ISG15 ligase TRIM25-like. NCBI's taxonomy places the organism in Eukaryota, Metazoa, Chordata, Actinopteri, Gobiiformes, Gobiidae. Gene Ontology annotation, molecular function: zinc ion binding. The transcript has a single exon. The coding region runs from base 508 to 2301 and encodes 597 amino acids. The record is from RefSeq and is a predicted model, not a curated record.